This is a messenger RNA of Ruditapes philippinarum (Manila clam), 3928 nucleotides long. Its product is annotated as WD repeat domain phosphoinositide-interacting protein 2-like. Gene Ontology annotation, cellular component: extrinsic component of membrane; cytosol; phagophore assembly site membrane. Gene Ontology annotation, molecular function: protein binding; phosphatidylinositol-3-phosphate binding; phosphatidylinositol-3,5-bisphosphate binding. The transcript has 11 exons. The record is from RefSeq and is a predicted model, not a curated record. NCBI's taxonomy places the organism in Eukaryota, Metazoa, Mollusca, Bivalvia, Venerida, Veneridae. Bases 56 to 1369 code for a protein of 437 amino acids. Gene Ontology annotation, biological process: autophagy of mitochondrion; nucleophagy; protein lipidation.
CAAAUUAAGAUCAAUAAUAUAUAAGUUCUUUACAGAUUCGGUAAUAAUUCUGUGUAUGUUAUAUUUCAGAUCCUUAGCGGUAGGCAAGAAAACUGGAUACAAAUUGUUUUCAUUAAGUUCUGUGGAAAAACUUGACCACAUUUAUGAUAGUAAUGCAUGUGAAGAUAUCAGCAUUGUGGAGAGAUUAUUCUCCAGUAGUCUGGUUGCCAUUGUUAGUCUUUCAUCACCAAGGAAACUUAAAGUCUGUCAUUUUAAGAAGGGCACAGAAAUAUGCAACUAUAGCUACUCUAAUUCUAUAUUAGCAGUAAAAUUAAAUAGACAGAGACUGAUAGUAUGUUUGGAGGAGAGUUUAUACAUACACAACAUAAGAGAUAUGAAAGUUCUACAUACUAUACGUGAUACCCCACCCAAUCCACAAGGUUUAUGUGCACUCUCCAUUAACAAUGAUAACUGUUUCCUAGCUUACCCCGGUAGUAACCAGAUUGGAGAAGUUCAAAUAUUUGAUACAAUAAAUCUGCGAGCUGUCACAAUGAUACCAGCACAUGAUAACCCCUUAGCUGCCAUAACCUUCAAUGCUCAAGGAACAAAAAUAGCAACUGCUUCAGAAAAAGGUACUGUGAUACGAGUGUUCUCUGUUCCUGAUGGGUCAAAAUUAUUUGAAUUUAGAAGAGGAAUGAAAAGAUGUGUACAUAUAUACUCAUUGGCAUUUAGUUCAGAUUCUAUAUACCUAUGUGCAUCCAGUAAUACAGAGACUGUUCAUAUAUUUAAAUUAGAAACUCAAAAAGACACUAAGCCACAAGAAGACCAGUCUGGAUGGAUGAGUUAUGUGAAUACAGCCACCAAACAGCUGACAACAUAUUUACCUAGUCCUGUCACUGAUAUGUUUAAUCAAGGCAGAGCUUUUGCUGUCUGUAAACUUCCUAACCAAGGCCUUAAAAACGUGUGUGCAAUAGCUAGUGUAAGGGAAGCACAGAGUAUACAGAAAAUCCCUCGCCUGCUUGUAGCUUCCCAAGAUGGAUACCUGUAUAUAUAUAACCUAGAUCCUAAUGAUGGAGGGGAGUGUACUCUUCUUAGACAACAUGGUUUGGAUGGACGUUUGUGUGAGGGAGGUAAUGUUUCUGAGCCCCCUACUGGAAGUUCUGAUAGACCACUAACCCAGCAAUCAAACCCUGUCAGCUAUGCAGGUUCACUGAAGCGUGCAGAACCGGCAGGAGAUGGUACACCACCUCGGCACAACGCAGAUUCUCAGCCAUUCCAAGAGUUUGAUCAAGGGGCCACGGGACAGGAUGUAGCAGCUGGGACAGGACUGAAUGCAUUACGAUUGGAUGAUGACAAUGAAUUCCCUCCCAUGACCCAUAAAGUUGAUUGACACCUCAAUAUAGAACAAUCUAUACUGGAAACAUAGGGAUGGUAAUGUGUAAGUGUAAAUGGUUAUGUCAUGUAACGGACAUGGUGCGAGACUCCCCCAGAUAUAUCUACAGUUCUGCAUUUCUUAAUGUAUUCUAAAACCUUAUAACUACUACACUGAAAAUGUCUAUAUGUAUACAAUACUUUUCCUUUGUAUUUCUGAACAUGUUUGUUAGUAUUGUUACACAUUUUUAUGUCUCUGGUACUACAAACUAGGUGUAUAUUCUUUAGCAAUAACAUGCUUUACACUGUUCUGCUAUUUUGCAUUUCCUGAAAGUUCCUCAGUUUAAAAGUUCCUUAGUAUAAUAAACUCGAAAAAAUAACAAUACUAAAUAAAAAAAAUAAUUCUGUUACACAAUCAUGCCCUAUGCUUAUCAUCUUCAAUGUUAUUUUACUGAAGAUUUAUCUUUUUUACUGCUACUAUCAAUAGAGGGAUGUUAAAUCAUACUGAUUUUAUUGGAAGGGCACCUUACAGUGUCAUAUCAUUUAUAUUUUUAUUCCUCGUAUUUUCUACCUUACAGUUGAAAAUAUGCAUGUUACCAGGUUGUUGUAUUUAUUUUUUAAGGUAAUUGGGUUGCUAGUCACUUGAUAUAUUUUUGCACUUUAAAAUUCUGCAAUUUAUUGGUAUAAUUUGAUUGAAAGCUGCCUUAAAUGUGGUAAUGUAAUAUUCAAUUUACUUUAUAUUCAUCCUAGCAUAUUGUUCCAUCAUGUUGAAGUUUGUUGUAUAAAUGACAGUAUAUAAACCAUCCUUGAAAUAAACCAUGUCAUCUAAUGAUUUAAGCAUAGAAUGAACCAUGUUCUUAAUUUACCAUAUUUCAUGGUCUUUUCCUGCUUUGGAAUAUUGUACAUUUAAUGUGAGGGACUGUGACAUUGAAGUACAAUGAAGUACUAAAAUAUACAUACAGGCUGACCUGACUGUAUACAUGGUAGGUCUGUCGACAUGUUUACAAGUGGUAGGUCAGCCAACCUAACUAUACUGGUGGCAGGCUGACGUGACAGAAUGCUUGUGGUAGGCCAACCUAACUGUAAAGUGGUGGUAGGCCAUUACCUGGCUGUUUACUGGUGGCAGGCUCACCUGACUGUAUACUGGUGGUAGGCUGACCUGACCUAGAUAUAUACUUGUGACAGCCAGACCUGACAGAAUACUUGUAAUAGGCCAACCUAACUGUAAAGUGGUGGUAGGCCAACCGGACUGUUUACUUGCAAUUUAACAUUUAAAUAUUUGUCUUCUUGAGAUUAUUAUAUAAUUUGACAAUAUUGUCAAAUACAUAUAACAAGGCUGUGAGAUGACUGCAUGUAUAUUUAAAUGGAUUUGUCUUCCUGUCCAAUACAGUAAACAAAAGUUUCUUUAACACAAUGUUAUAAAUAUUUCAUAAAUAUUAAGAUUGUUUGCAUUGAUUGACAGUGAAUUAUCAGCAUUUAAAUGUGUGAUUUUAAGAAUAAUGUUUAUUCAGAGUAGUCACAGGAUAGUUAAAAUGAAAUGUUUAUGUGAUAGCAGAUAUAGUAGAAGUAUACAGUGAUUUAUGUUGACGAGAUUGCUUAACAGAAAUUGAACUGUACCAUAUACAUGUAUUCCCAACAAAUCUAUGUGGAGACAUUGUGACAUUUUUUAUAAGCAAGAUUAUUAGUCAACUUUGAUUCUUUGUUAACAAAUUUGUUGUACAUGUAUAGAGUAAAUUUUAGUUACUAUAUUAGUUGUAUUUCUUUCCUAUGUAAGAUAGUAAAAGUUGGUUUCUCUUUUUUAAUACAAUGUUAAUAUUUUGUACUUUUUCAAAGCUUUAUAUGUUUUAAGACAUAUGUAAUAUAAUGUGACAGACAAAAUUUGAACUCACAUGUUUGUAUGUAUAUUUAUGUAGCAAUAUUUUUACAUAUAUACUAAUGAUAAAAUGUCUGAUGAUUGUGAACAGUGUCAUGUGAUUAAUGGUGCUUUAGUCAGCAUAACUCCCUAGCUCCUUGUUGCUUCCAUGAAAUUAUAUACUAACUCCUCCCUUGAAACGUGGAAGUUUCUAUAAAUAUAUUCUGUAAAACUUUGUAAAAGUGACCCAAUUUUUCCUGAUAAUAAAAUAUUAUGUUUCAAAUAUUGAUUUGAUAUUAGAGUGUAUAUGAUAAAUGAAUAGCUAAUUAAAUGAUGCGAACUUUCGGUUUACAACAUAUACCAUUAACAUUUCCCAUGCAACAGUGCUUCUGGUUGUUGUUAUUAAACAUAUUCCAACCAAACUUUCAUUGUUGUGAUGCUUUUAAUUGUAGUUUCUUAACACAUGUGUUAUUUAAUAUAGAUUUAAUUUCUAACGAUUUGUUUUAUUUAAUACCGAGAUAAUAAAGUAUCUGAUUCUGAGACUGAAAUGUGUGUAUAUGAUAUAAGAAUGUUAACACUAGGUAAUGGUCAGUAAAUUAUCAUAUUAGCUGCAUAUAUAGUUACCAUAUUCAUGAUUCAAACAUUAUUUAGUUUUAUUGUGCUAUUCAUUCGUUGUUAAGGCAAAUCUUAUUUGAUACAAAUAAAAAAAAUAUGAAAAUGGUGCAA